Molecule: messenger RNA, 3586 nt
Organism: Centrocercus urophasianus (Greater sage-grouse)
Lineage: Eukaryota; Metazoa; Chordata; Aves; Galliformes; Phasianidae
Gene: MTHFR
Product: methylenetetrahydrofolate reductase
Exons: 12
Coding region: 948-2903 (651 amino acids)
Biological process (GO): tetrahydrofolate interconversion
Cellular component (GO): cytosol
Molecular function (GO): FAD binding; methylenetetrahydrofolate reductase [NAD(P)H] activity
Source: RefSeq, a predicted model, not a curated record
UGGCUUGAUGGCCAACUGAGUGUAAACAGGAGAAGAGUUCAAAGUCUGGAUGACCGGAGCUCGGAGUUUCUGAUGAGGACAACGAGUGUGCCGGCUUGUGCAACAGCUUCCUCCAGAAUAGACUCCUUGUUAUGUAAUGACAAGGUGCUGCUCUCAGUGUCAGCGUUAAGCUUUGACAAAGCAAAUAACCCAAAUCCCAAUUUUUACAGCAGCUUUUCUCUAGCUGUCUGUAACUGCUCCCUAACUUCUGAGGUGUUGGAGAUAAAGCAUCAAGCAGUUGUGGUCCAGGGAGCUCAGCAGAGCUGGGCAUCGUAUACCCAACCUGCAGAGCUUCUUGAUGUUCUGGAAAGCCAACAAGCACAUCUGAGCAUUCUGCAGGGCAGGGAAAGAUGGGAUGGUCUCUAACCUCAGUUCCAGGCAGCCACAGUUGGUGAGGAAGUGAACGUAGCACCCUAACUGGUGAAGGAAAUAGCUGAAUGUAUGCAGUGCAAAUGUCUACAGAGGUGGUGUGUCUUGUAGAGAGAGAAAUGCCACAGGGUGAUGUCCAUAAGGACAAAAGAAAGGAUGGCAUGCAGGGGGCCCUGUUUCAGAAAGGAUUCUUCCAUUUUUUUUCUUGUUUACCUUCCCUAUUAGCAGUUGUCCUUAUCUCUGUGUUGUAGAGAAAUGCUGCCUUUUGGGAAUAAACAGAUGGGAAUUCAUGAAGUUGGAUGCAGUCCAAGGGGUAGCUGCUGGAAAAUCUGCUGGUGUGUGUAGCCUGAGACUGCAGGAUCAAGAAGGUCUUCAGCUGGUGCAUGGGGGCAUCACAGCCUGCUAAACUGCAGACAGAGCAAAAGUCAUGUUAACCUGACUGUCGUGAGAGCCAAGUUUGAUCCUGCAGUCACAGAAGAGUUGCAUCGAGGUGGCGCGAAGCCAGCUGCUGUGUUAUUUUCAGCACUGUAGCGCUCACCAUGGUCAAUGAGAACCAGCAUACCUGCAGUGCCAGCUCCAGCUCCAAGUCCGAUGGCGGCAGCAGCAGUGGGAGUGAGAGCUCCAAGGACAGCUCACGCUGCUCCACUCCUGUCCUCGAUGCCGAGCGUCACGAGCGACUGCGGGAGAAGAUGCGGCGACGGCAGGACUCUGGGGACAGGUGGUUCUCCCUGGAGUUCUUCCCUCCACGCACAGCCAACGCUGCUGUCAAUCUCAUCUCCAGGUUUGACCGCAUGGCAGCAGGUGGUCCUCUCUUCAUUGAUGUGACGUGGCAUCCUGCAGGGGACCCAGGAUCUGACAAGGAAACCUCCUCCAUGAUUAUUGCCAACACUGCAGUCAACUACUGUGGCCUGGAGACCAUCCUUCACAUGACGUGCUGCAAUCAGACCAAGGAUGACAUCACAGGGCACCUGCAGAAGGCCAAACGGCUGGGGCUGAAGAACAUCAUGGCACUGCGUGGAGAUCCUGUUGGUGAGGAAUGGGAGGAAGAAGUACACGGAUUCAAUCAUGCUGUUGACCUGGUUAAGCACAUUCGCAGUGAAUUUGAUGAUUACUUUGACAUCUGUGUGGCAGGCUACCCCAAGGGUCAUCCUGAAGCAGAGAGCUAUGAGGCAGACCUGAAGCACCUGAAGGAGAAAGUUCUUGCUGGAGCAGACUUCAUCAUUACACAGCUUUUCUUCCGACCAGAAACCUUUCUUAAGUUCAUGAAGGACUGUCAAGCCAUUGGCAUUACCUGCCCCAUUAUUCCUGGCAUCUUCCCCAUACAGGGUUACCACUCUCUGCGCCAGCUGGUGAAGCUCUCCAAACUGGAAGUGCCCCAGGAAAUCAAAGAUGUGAUUGAACCCAUCAAGGAUAACGAUGCAGCUAUCCGGAAUUAUGGGGUGGAGCUGGCAGUGUCCAUGUGCCGGGAGCUGCUGGACAGUGGCCUGGUGCAUGGGCUCCAUUUUUACACCCUCAAUCGGGAAGUGGCUACUACUGAAGUCCUCAAGCGCCUUGGCAUUUGGAAUGAGGACCCUAGGCGACCUCUGCCUUGGGCAGUCAGUGCUCACCCCAAGAGAAGAGUUGAAGAUGUUCGGCCAAUCUUUUGGGCCUCUAGGCCAAAAAGCUACAUCUAUCGAACUCAAGAGUGGGAUGAUUUCCCCAACGGUCGAUGGGGUAACUCCUCUUCUCCAGCCUUUGGGGAGCUGAAGGACUAUUAUCUCUUCUACCUGAAGAGCAAGUCUCCCCGUGAGGAGCUCCUGAAGAUGUGGGGAGAAGAACUGACUGGUGAGGAAAGCGUCUUUGAGGUUUUCACAUGUUACAUCACCGGAGAGCCCAACAAGAAUGGACACAGGGUUACCUGUAUGCCCUGGAACGAUGACCCUCUUGCUACUGAGACCAGCCUUCUGAAGGAGCAGCUGGAGAAGGUCAACAGACGAGGAAUCCUGACUAUUAACUCCCAGCCAAACAUCAAUGGCAAACCCUCCACAGACCCCAUUUUUGGCUGGGGACCUAGUGGAGGUUAUGUCUUCCAAAAGGCAUACCUAGAGUUCUUCACCUCCAGUGAGAUCGUCACAGCACUGCUCAAAGUGUUGAAGAAGUACGAGUUGCGGGUGAACUACCACAUUGUCAACGUCAAGGGCCAGAAUAUCACCAACGCUCCUGACCUGCAACCCAAUGCUGUUACCUGGGGCAUCUUUCCAGGCAGGGAGAUAAUCCAGCCCACCGUGGUAGACCCUGUAAGCUUCCUUUCCUGGAAGGAUGAGGCCUUUGCUCUGUGGAUUGAGCAGUGGGCCAAGCUCUACGAAGAGGAGUCGCCCUCUCGCAUGAUCAUCCAAUACAUCCACGACAAUUAUUAUUUGGUCAACCUGGUGGACAAUGACUUCCCACUUGAGAACUGCCUCUGGCAGGUUGUGGAUGAUACUUUUGAGCUGUUGAACUCUCCACCUCAGCAGUGAAAAACUCAUUGUCUACUCCCUUAGUUCUCCCUUCCAUCUGCUGACUGCAAGGAGAGAAAAAGCAGCUCCUUUCAGAAUGCUGGACCAGAGGCUCCUAAACCCAGUCAGCAUUGCUGCUCAGAGUCAGGCAACUCUGAUCAACCCCCAUUACAAGCUCUUCUAUCCCGACAAAAAUGUUCCUUAUCCCUUUCCACUGAACAGUAGCCAGAAGAACCACCUGUACUUCUGAGCUGAGGUUCUCGAGCUUGAACGCCAGCUCUGCAGGAUGGAGGGGUGCUCACCAUGGUUAUGUUGAUCACAGCUUGUAGGAGAAACCUUGCACACCAAUGUGAUACAGCUCAGUGGAAGUCUGGCAACUUUCUUCUGCAAGGUAUGCUGCUUUGGGGACAGAAACACUCCUGUCAAUAACAUCUAUGCAAGGAAGUUGAUGCAGCAGCUAUCAACCAUAAAAAGAAGCUCAAACUGCUUUUACUUUGCACUCCAAAGAUGUAUUGUAUCAUGACUAAUAUCAGACUCUUUUUGUGCUCACUCCAGAAGAAGGUUUAAUCUUUCCUAACUUUUCCUCUUAGCUGUACUUCCUGAUUUUUAGGGUUUUUUUUUAAUGGGAAUAUGAAUUCCACUUCUGGAUGUGAUCAAAUAGGAAUCACUCUACUUAAAUGUACAAUAAACUACAUGUAUACAAG